Archocentrus centrarchus (flier cichlid) is the source of this 3184-nucleotide messenger RNA. RefSeq names its product gap junction protein epsilon 1a (gene gje1a). The transcript is spliced from 4 exons. Gene Ontology annotation, cellular component: connexin complex. Gene Ontology annotation, biological process: cell-cell signaling. The record is from RefSeq and is a predicted model, not a curated record. Bases 336 to 953 code for a protein of 205 amino acids. NCBI's taxonomy places the organism in Eukaryota, Metazoa, Chordata, Actinopteri, Cichliformes, Cichlidae. Gene Ontology annotation, molecular function: gap junction channel activity.
GCAUGUUUGCCAUCUCUGUCUGCAUUGUGUUGAACAGGAGGGCUUUUUUCGCUGACAUCGUGCUGUAGGGAUUAUAAUGCAGGGAGCACAUGCCCUCCCAGGCCAUUGUUGGCCCCUCUGUCUCUGUUGUCUUUUUUUCUACUGAGCGAGUCAAUUGAUGGAGGGAUAAAAGGCAAAAAAUAUGCACUGACAUGGCUUUCAGGACAGAGGCAGAGGGGUCAGUUGCAGAUUUGGUAGACCUACUGUUGGUGGCCUGGAACGGGUGCCAGCAGCAAACCGACCAUGAGGGCCCAGAGCAGCCCUGGAAAUAAACAGGGGACAUCUACAAGCAAGCCAUGUCUUUAAACUACAUCAAAAAUUUCUAUGAAGGAUGUCUCAGGCCUCCUACAGUGAUAGGCCAGUUCCACACCCUGUUCUUCGGCUCAGUGCGGAUGUUCUUCCUGGGCGUCCUCGGCUUUGCUGUCUAUGGGAAUGAAGCGCUGCACUUCAGCUGCGACCCCGACCGACGAGAACUCAACCUUUACUGCUACAACCAGUUCAGACCCAUAACACCACAGGUCUUCUGGGCAUUGCAGCUGGUAACAGUGUUGGUUCCCGGAGCAGUAUUCCACCUCUAUGCUGCCUGUAAGAACAUUGACCAGGAGGAGAUCCUGGAGCGACCCAUCUACACCGUCUUUUACAUCAUUUCUGUUCUCCUACGCAUCAUUUUGGAAGUCAUUGCCUUCUGGCUACAAAGCCAUCUAUUCGGCUUUCAGGUUCACCCACUGUACAUGUGCGAUGCCAGUGCUCUGGAAAAGGCUUUUAAUGUGACAAAGUGCAUGGUACCCGAACACUUUGAAAAAACCAUCUUCCUCAGUGCCAUGUACACCUUCACCAUAAUCACCAUACUUCUCUGUAUCGCGGAGAUAUUUGAGAUACUCUGCCGACGGCUCGGUUAUCUCAACAACCAAUGACAUAAAUGUGCAGAUACAGUGACUGGGGGUGAACAUGUAUGACACCAUAUCUGCCAGUUUUACUGGGCUCCUGUUAGCUACUGCUGGACUUUUAUAAAACAGGAAGCAAACAGAAGAGCUAACCCUCACCUGUGGUCCAUCGUAAGUGAGUAGCACCAAGAAAUUUGAGAAAGUUCAGCAGUGUCAGAGCUGGCAAGUCUGAAACAAUCUCUAGUUGUUUUUGACCGUAACUAUAGAUUAUGAUGAUCCCUGGUUGUAUUUCAGAUAUCAGUGGGUCAGUACUGGCUGUGUCCAGAGGUCUUGUGUGGACGUGAUGGCCAGACGAUAUUUACCUCUUACUGAACACUUGAGAGAUGGGAUAGAAAGAUUUCUGGUUUUCUUUUUUUUUCCCCCUAAAAGACAGCAAAACGUCAUGUUGCUCCUAAAACCUCUUUCCAGAUGGAUUACAGCCCAAGGAAAGCCCAGUGUCAAAGGCCUCAUGGCCUGUGACACCUCAGAGGCCCCUAACAAUCUUUUCUUGGAGAUGUACUUCAGAUCUGACUAUACAGAAGAAACCCUGGAAGCAUUAGCUGCACGCAUUUUUCUUCAGGGCCUGGCAUGCACUAAAUGCAUCACGGUUCAUCAAACCAACCUGAUGAAUCUUCUGUGGACUUUAUUCACUUAUGGAGUGCCAGCAGGGGGGCCAAUUCUACUUCAAGGUGCAAAAGGAUUUGAUAGGAAGACAUAAGGUCUUCUUGUAGUCUGUUAACAAUGCAAUUAACUGAAGAGCUAUCACAUCAUUCUGUAUAAAGUGCAGAUGAACAUAAUUGUCUAGCUUGUCUUUCAGGUGCUGACCAAAUGUGACAGGCACACCACAGAGCUGGCCACAGACUGUCACUCGCACCAUUCAUAAGAAACUGUGAUCCAGUAGCCUUACCCAUGGGCGGGUGCAUUGCAGGUGCCAUUGCUUCUGACACUUGCAUGUGUGACAGUUAUCACUUCCAAUGUGUGUCCGAUGUUGCUUCCGGUCUGUUCUGACCUUCACUUUGAUCAACACGAGCACCACAACUUUGUUGUGGAUUUUUGAUGGAGUUUUGUCUUUUCAUAUAGAAAAAGAUGGUUCUUAAACAACGUUCAACUUGAUUGUUGAGCUCUCAUGUGCUGGUCAGACCUAAAAUGCUUGAGUUUACCUCAGUGAGAUGAAAAGGCAUCUUCCUAGACCAUCGACGUGUCUUAACAAAGAUGCCAUUGCUGAAAUGGUUGCGAUGUAGUGUUUUACUCUUCAAGGUCAAGAUCUCCCCGAAGACACAAAUGAAUAUGAAAUGGGUUUGAUGUAAUGAACUACCAAAAGAAAGGAAGGAAACUUUGUAAUUUAUAUUUUAAACAUUUUUAUCAAAAUGUAUCCCCUGAAAAAUCAGGUGGUUAAAGUAGUAAUUGCAUUUGGAUAAACAAAUGUGUUGGAAUGAAAAUGUUUCAGGUAUAUAGCACUACUGCAAGUUGUAAUGAUUUUGAAGUAUCUGGAAAACAUCAAUUAUCAGUAAGAAGAAAUCCUGCUAAUUUUUUGUGAUUGGGAAUUUAAUACAGUCCUGACAAACUAGUUGAAAUCCACGAUGGAGAAGGUUCGAGGCACCGUCAGUACUUCACUUAAUUGGCAUUGAACCUUCUUGUACAACAAAAAGCUGAGACACCAGAAGAGGUUAAAAGAUGUUACUGCUGUAAAGUUCUCAACUGACAUGGACAAACUCAAAGUGGAAACUUGAUUUUUUUUAAACAUAUAUUUAUUAGCUGUUUUAUGUAGAACACACCAAGAACAAGCAAAACAAAGCCAGUAAUACAAACAUUACACCCACACACCCACAUUGACCCUGCACCAGUGCUAAAUAAAGAUGCAUAUUAACACACUUAAAGGUUUUUGAGACUCAAGACCCGACUGCUCUCAUAAGCUGUAAUAAAGUAAGUGCACACUCGCUCCAGUCGGCAGCAGUUGGGCUUUUGUCCAUGUCUGAUUCUGAACUCUUCCCUCUUCAGUGGAACUUAUGAAGGGUGUCCUCUGCCCUCCACCCUUGCUUCACCUUUUUUCUUUGCUUGAAGUAUUGAUAUGUUCUGUAAAUUUUCCUUUGGUGUCAUUGUUGAUGUAUUUUGAAAAUGAUUACCUCUCAUGUUUUAUUUUUAUCAGACAUCCAUCCAACUUUUAUGAAGUUUUCAGCAAUUUGUUCAUCUCAGGUACAAAAUUGCAUUACCAGACAAAAGUG